Glycine soja is the source of this 1764-nucleotide messenger RNA. Its product is annotated as BTB/POZ and MATH domain-containing protein 2-like. Gene Ontology annotation, biological process: protein ubiquitination. Lineage: Eukaryota; Viridiplantae; Streptophyta; Magnoliopsida; Fabales; Fabaceae. The transcript is spliced from 4 exons. The coding region runs from base 259 to 1500 and encodes 413 amino acids. The record is from RefSeq and is a predicted model, not a curated record. Gene Ontology annotation, molecular function: protein binding.
UCAUCGUCUCGUCGUCACCAUUCAUUUCAUUUCUCUCUCUCUCUCAGAAUCCAAACCCUAGGAAAUUUCCCCUUCAGACGAAACCCUAGAUUUCCUCUCACAAAUCUCUCUCAGCUUCCCCAUUCUCGGGAUUCGGCGUCCAGAUCGCAGAUCCCGUUCAAUUUUUUUUCCGCAUCCCCCGAUCGGGUUUGGAUUCUGAAGAAAGUUCAAUUCCGCACAAAUUCGAGACAAUUGCUGCUGUCGAGGCUCGCGUUGCGCAUGGGUAAGAUUCUGAGAGAAACCGCGAGGCCGUUCUCGAAUUGUUCGUCGUCGUCGGCGUCUCCGUUGUCGGCGCCGCCGGCAACGACGUCGUCGACGUCGUUGACGGACACGGUGAGGGGGUCGCACCGGUUCAAGAUCACGGGGUAUUCGCUGUCGAAGGGGAUUGGGAUUGGGAAGUACAUAGCUUCUGAUAUAUUCUCGGUGGGAGGGUACGAUUGGGCGAUCUAUUUUUACCCCGACGGGAAGAGCGUGGAGGACAAUGCUACGUACGUUUCGCUCUUCAUCGCGCUUGCUAGCGAAGGGACCGACGUUAGGGCGCUUUUUGAGUUGACGCUUUUGGAUCAGAGUGGGAAGGAGAGACACAAGGUGCAUAGCCAUUUUGAGAGGACCCUCGAGAGUGGACCCUACACGUUAAAAUACCGUGGUAGCAUGUGGGGUUACAAGCGGUUUUUUAAGAGAACAGCACUAGAGACAUCAGAUUACCUUAAAGAUGAUUGCCUUAGUGUUAAUUGUAGUGUUGGUGUUGUGAAGUCACACACAGAGGGCCCUAAAAUAUAUAAAAUCCCUAUUCCGUCUUCUAACAUGGGUCAGCAAUUUGGGAAGCUACUAGAAAGUGGGAAAGACAGUGAUGUCAGUUUUGAAGUGAAUGGAGAAAUUUUCGCUGCUCAUAAAUUGGUUCUAGCAGCUCGCUCACCUGUUUUCAGGGCUCAACUUUUCGGUCCGAUGAAAAAUCAGAAUACCCAUUGUAUAAAAGUUGAAGACAUGGAGGCUCCAGUUUUUAAGGCAUUGCUUCAUGUUAUAUAUUGGGACUCACUACCUGACAUGCAAGAGCUUACUGGGUUGAGCUCAAAAUGGGCUACUACCUUGAUGGCUCAGCAUCUGCUAGCAGCAGCUGAUCGGUAUGGCUUAGAGAGACUUAGGCUUAUGUGUGAAACAAGUCUCUGUGAAGAUGUUGCAAUAAACACCGUUGCUACGACUCUAGCCUUGGCAGAACAGCACCAUUGUUUCCAACUGAAAGCAGUCUGUCUGAAAUUUGUUGCAAGGCCUGAAAAUCUCAGAGCUGUGAUGCAAACUGAUGGUUUUGAGUACUUGAAGGAAAGUUGCCCAUCUGUUUUGACUGAGCUUUUGGAGUAUGUGGCUAGAUUUACUGAGCAUUCGGACUUCUUGUGCAAGCAUAGGAAUGAAUUGAUACUUGAUGGCAGCGACGUAAAUGGAAGGCGGGUGAAGCAAAGGCUAUAGUGCUAAAGUGCAAACACUGACAAGUUCUCUGUACAACCCUCUACUCCUUGUUGCAUUUAAAAAUUUCCGUGAGAGCCACAGAUAGAGGGAGAUGAUAAGCAUUUAUAGGAUUAGUGGCAAUUUCUAAUUUUUUUUAGCUUCAUGUCUAGGAGAUGUAAAUGUAGUUUGUUUUUUAUGCUGUUGCAGGUCUGUCUGGCGUAGGUUUCUGUGAUAACUUUGCUCUUAAAACAUUUGUCUUAAAAAAGAAAGUAUUGACCACUGCUA